This is a messenger RNA of Thermochaetoides thermophila DSM 1495, 1677 nucleotides long. RefSeq names its product phosphatase-like protein. Gene Ontology annotation, cellular component: cytoplasm. Gene Ontology annotation, molecular function: endopolyphosphatase activity; phosphatase activity. The record is from RefSeq and is a predicted model, not a curated record. Gene Ontology annotation, biological process: polyphosphate catabolic process. Lineage: Eukaryota; Fungi; Ascomycota; Sordariomycetes; Sordariales; Chaetomiaceae. Bases 1 to 1677 code for a protein of 558 amino acids. The transcript has 2 exons.
AUGGCACCCAACCUCUGUCCCCACCCAUCACUAGCAACUUAUUGCCGUCGCCGUCGUUGUCGCUGUCGCCUCCUGCGCUCAUCCAGGCGGACUUUCUUCCUUCUGCUGGGCACACUCACCCUCCUCACACUCUGCAUUUUUAUCCUCCAUCUCCCCUCCCUCCAUCAAGUCCUAACUGCCAGCCCGGGUCUAUCAUCAUCACCCUCUUAUGAUGAAGAUGCUGCCGGCGGUUCGGGAUUCCUAACCUCCCUCGGCCGGAUGCUCUCCGGCUUGCUACCUCCCUGGAAGAGGGGUAAUGAUGAAUAUGACGAUGAUCGGGACAAUGUCCAACUCCCUCCGGGCAAAACAGACAAAGAUAAGGAUAAGAUCCCUGCUCUAAUCGCCUACGGCACACACAACCACCCGCCUUACUCAGACGACCCCAUCACCAUCAUCGCCGAUUUGCCCAGGGAACACAUCCCUGUGUAUCAUCCCCCGUCCGGAUCGCCUACCAGUCGACCCGGGAACCCUCCGGGGAAUGAUCCCCACCCUGGCGGCAGGCGACUCGUCAUCGUAAGCGACGUGCACGCGAACCUCUCCCCUCUUAAAGAGUUGCUGCACAAAAUCGGCUUCGAUACCACCAAGGGCGAUCAUCUCGUUUUAGUGGGAGAUAUGAUCGCCAAGGGACCGGACAGCAAAGGUGUACUGGACCUGGUAAUGAGCUUAAACGCGAGCGCGGUCCGAGGGAACCAUGAGGAUAAGGUAUUGGCAGCGGCGAGGGAGAUUGGACGGUUAAAGAGUUACGAGUCCCUCCACGUUCAAGGAGACGCCAUGGAGGCAGAGAGGAGGGGAGAUGUCUCGGCCCAGUACGGCAAAAAACACGCGCACCGGAUCGCCAAGGAGCUGACGAAGGCGCAGCUUCAGUGGCUGCGUUCGCUGCCGCUCAUUUUGCGGAUCGGGGCGUUGCCUGACGCGGGGGAGGACCAGGCGCCGUGGAAUGCGAGUACCUUGGUGGUGGUGCAUGCGGGCUUGGUACCCGGCGUACCACUAGAACGGCAGGACCCGUGGGCGGUGAUGAAUAUGCGGAGUUUGACGUACCCGGGGAGAAAGAAGCAUAUUAAGUUGGAUGGGAAGGACGUUGUUAUUGAAGAGGGAGGAGAUGGGGAGGUGGAUGGGGAUGUGCUCGAGGAGACGUACCCGCAUUUUCCUGCUAAGGCGGUCGCGGUGCCGGUAGCUGGGAGGGAGGGUGAGCCGUGGAGUCAUGCUUGGAACCGCCACCAAAACCACCUCUCCCCCUCUAAGUCCCACAUCCUGGCCAUCUACGGCCACGACGCCGGCUCCGGGCUACAGGUCGACCCCGAAGUGGACAUCUCACCCUACCAUCCUAAACCCAAGCACAACAAGAAGAAUCGUAAAUUCAGGCGCUCGCUCAACCAACCUCCUAGCCUUGACGGUUUCGACGAUAAAGACGAAGACUCCGCCGGCGACAGACUCCUCGAUCGUCGUGGCGUACUCAAGGAUGGCACGUCAGCCAGCAAGCACAAAAAGCAAAACAAGAAGAUCAAAGAACGCGGCCUGCGCUACGCAUUCGGCAUCGAUUCCGGGUGCGGCAAUGGGAAGAAGCUGACCGCGUUGAUCAUUGAUGUGCCCGAAGAGGGCGUGAUAAGGCAUCGAAUUGAGCAGGUUCAUUGCUCUUAA